AUGCGUUGCUUUUCAUGCAAUCAAGAGUUUGGUUCGAUCGAAAUAUUACUUUCACACAUCAGCCGAGUUCAUUCUCAUCUCAGUUUUUUUUGUUGCACCUAUGAAAAUUGCCUUCGAAAAUUUUCAUUGCUGAAUUCUUUUAAAAAACAUUGUAUUCAAAAACAUGUACCAAAUGAUCCAAAUCAAAUUAACGAUUCGACUCCGAUUUUAAAUAUUACGUCAAAUGAUAUUGGACCAUCAAAUACAAAUCUAUUCGUUUCUCCUGCUGAAUCCUCUUCACUUCCGGAACCUUCUGUAGAACCUUCUGUAAAAAAAUCGAAUUCUGAUAUUCCUCCUGCUGUUGCUUUUCUAGCGAAGCUUCACAGUUACGCCGAUGUUCCAAGAAAGAGAAUCGUUUCAAUAAUCAAUGAUUUUGAUAAUUUCAUGAGGUCGCAAUUAGAAAUUAUUGAAAACGAGGUCGACAAGCAUUUUGAACGAGUGGGUGAAUCUCAAGACAAGGAAGAUAUAAAAAAUUGUUUUAAUGAAGCAAAAAAUUCGUUUACUAAAUUGAAAUCAGAACACUUACAACUUGCAAAAUUUCGAAAGUUAGGAACAUACAUUUCACCCACUCAGUAUCUCUUAGGUGAACGAGAUGAGUAUAAACUGGUUGAUGGUGUGCAAACCUUUACUCCUGUAAAAACAACGGCAGAGUUUAUUCCUAUAAGAGAGGUGUUCAAACAGUUCUUUGAGACUCGAGAAGUUUAUAUUCGAACAAUGUCCUAUUAUGAUUCGUUGAUGAAAAAUUCUGAAAUAAUAACAAAUUUUGUUCAAGGUUCAUUUUGGCAAAAAAAACAUUUAGACUUCGGAGAUAAAAAAGUUCUUCCUGUGUUUCUCUACUACGACGACUACGAGAACAAUAAUGCUCUUGGUUCUCAUGCCGGUAUUCAGAAAUGCGGUGCAAUAUACAUAUCCAUACCAUGUUUACCUCCUGAAUUGAACUCAAAAUUAAGCGCAAUAUUUUUAUUUGUGUUAUUCAAUACUCUCGAUAGGAAGGUUUUCAAAAAUAAAGUUAUUUUUAAAAAAGCAAUUGAAGAAUUGCAGUUUCUUGAAAAUGAAGGUAUUACUAUCGAUUAUCCUUCCGACCUCCGCAAUGGUUCAUUUAUCAGAACAAAGUUGUACUUCAAGUUGUGUUUAAUUUUGGGGGAUAAUUUGGGAAUACAUGGUCUAUUCGGUUUUUGUGAAAGUUUCAAUUCUAAUUUUCCAUGUAGAUUUUGCAUGAUUGGUUUAAACGAAUUUCAAUUCAAUUUUGAAGAGAAAGAAGAUUUGUUGAGAAAUGAAAGUAAUUAUAAGCAACAAGUUCUCCUAAAAGAUACGAAACAGACUGGUAUAAUUGAGGAGUGCAUUUUUCAUGAAACGGACUUCCAUAUUACCAAAAAUAUUUGCGUUGACUCUAUGCAUGAUUUGUUCGAAGGAAUAUGCCAGUAUGAUAUGGCAAAAAUGUUAGACUACUUUAUAAACACAAAAAAAAUUUUAACUUUAUUUGAUUUGAACGAAAGAAUGAAGGGGUUCCAUUAUGGGUGGGAUAAUAAACCGCCAGAAAUAAUGGAAACCCACUUGAAAUCAAAAUUAAAAAUGUCUUCAAGCGAAAUGUCGUCAUUCAUGAAAAAUUGUGGUUUGCUCAUCGGCAAUUUGAUUCCAGUAGGUGAUCCUCACUGGGAAAUUUACGUUUUACUCAAAAAAAUAAUAGAUAUCGUAUUAUGUCCGGCGUAUUAUCGCGAUCUAAUAGACUAUUUUAAGGUAAUAAUUGAAGAAUAUCUGGAAACCCUACAGGAUGUAUUUCCUGGCAGCAUCAAGCCAAAGCACCAUUUUCUCACCCAUUAUCCUAGGGUAAUGGAAAGUGUGGGUCCACUGUGGAAGUGUUCGUCAAUUCGCUAUGAAUCUAAGCAUCGUGUUGGUAAAAUUACAUCGAGAGCUGCUAUAUGUAGAAUUAAUGUUUGUCGUACUAUUGCUAUAAAAAACCAACUAAUGUUGAAUUAUACUUUUCUUUGUGAACAAAUAUUUCAGCCGAUUUGGCAAACUGGCGCGACUACAAAUAUCAUUGUAAACGAUUUAGAAAAUAAAAUAAUGGCUGCUGAGCUAACUGCUGCCGGAUAUUCAGAAAUUCAUUCAACAAAAUGGGUUCAAUACUUUGAUAAGAAAAUUACAACCGGAUAUGCAUUAGUUUUUCCAGCUGAGAAUGAUCAAUCUGAACCCAACUUUUUUUCAAUUGAACUCAUGUUUGUGAGUCGAAGCAAUGAUAUUUGGUUCGUUGUGUCAAAAUUAGAAGCUUAUCUCGAUUCUCAUGUGCAAGCUUAUAAAAUUUAUAAUAAUGCUAGUUCUUAUAGAUUAAUAAAUAGUGAACUUUUCGAUAGUUUAACCUGUAAAUUUACGACUAAACAUGGUAAAUUUAUCGUGAAGAAUUUCUUGUAAUUUUCGCGAAGAUGUUUGUUUCAAGUAUCGUUUGUACAUUGAAAUAAUAAACCAAGUAUAUCUGCAUUAUGAGUGUAUUUUUUUUUUCCAAAUAAUUCGUAUACCAUAUGAGUAGGUAUAUAUUUUUAUAGAAGAUUUGUGAUGGUAUUUUAUUGGGAAGGUUUUUUACAUUACAGUAAUGGUUCAAGUUAUAGCAUUGGCAUGAUUACUACACGUUCUGUCUUUGUAAGAAAUGUUGCUACAAAAAAAAAAUUGAACACUAUUUAAAUGUAAGAAUGCAUAAAACAUUAGCAAAAAUUGUUGCUAUAAGUAAAAUAGCUGGUUAGUUCUUCAAUUGUUUGAAUCCAAUAAAGAAUUGACAGGCUACUUUAUUUGUAGCAGCCUUUCUUGCAAAUAUUUUAUGUGAUCUUACAU
Molecule: messenger RNA, 2862 nt
Organism: Planococcus citri (citrus mealybug)
Lineage: Eukaryota; Metazoa; Arthropoda; Insecta; Hemiptera; Pseudococcidae
Exons: 1
Coding region: 1-2448 (815 amino acids)
Source: RefSeq, a predicted model, not a curated record